CUGAGACGCACGCCAGCCACUCAGGAGGUGCACCACGCUCUCACACCAACACCUGACGUGUAUGUGGUGAGUAGGGCAGCUCGCCGGGAUGAGUGCCACUUCCGGGGAUGGCCAUAAUGCUGCCACGAGGGAGUGUCACCGCUUGAUGCACACAAUUGUGUAAAGGUCUCUGCCAACAAAGAAAGGGGAAUUUGACGUGCUUUCUUCUUCAUUUAGUGAAGCAAACCACAAAAUUUGCACCAAAAGAGAUUCACUACAAAGUACCAUGGCAAAGGAAGGAAUGGAAAAUUUGCAAGCCAAUAAAGGUGCAAGUGGUAAGAUAAAAGAUGAAGUAAAAGAAGAAAGUAACUUAAAAAAUAGGGAAUGGGAAGACACAAAUGACGAUCAUGACUCCGAACACGAAUCAAGAAAGAGAAAAAGAUCAUGUGACCUCGAUACUGAAGAGAUGAAUAUUAGUGAGGAAUUGCGUGCAGAGCAUGAUGGUCGGGAAUCCAGCAUUGAUCUUAGGACCCUUUUUGUUCGCUUUCCAAAAUCACUAAGAGUAACUAGUGGUGAACAAGUAUUGAAUUUGGUGAAGGAAGCAGUUGAUGUACGCUUACCUCGAAGUUGUAAUCCAAAUUAUUACUCUCAUUGCUUAUUGGAAUUUGAAUCUGAAGACAUGACAGAGCGUAUGAAAGAAAAAAUUUCCAAAAUGAAGGUACAAGAACAUUCAUAUUAUGUUGACUAUGUUGGAAAGAAGUCUGACUUCUGCAGCUCAAGGGUUCCUAAACCAAUGAAUCCUUGCAAAUUGUAUGUUGGAGGUGUGCACAUGGAAACCACACGUCUUGAUCUUAAGAAUGUAUUUCCAACGGCAAUGGCAAUUGAAUAUGGAAAAAAACAAAAAAACGGAACAACGAGAUUUGCUUUCAUAACGUACAAAAAGGAGGAAGACGCCUUAAAAGUGUUCGAGUCGUCCAAAAAUCUAAAAAUCAAUGGGAAGGAAGUAACAGUUAUGUUUGCCAAAGGAAAGAAAACUACUGGAAAAAUGAGGGGGUUAAUCAAGGAAAACAAUUAAAGACAACCCAGAUGUAGUUGAAGAUGGUAAGGGUAAGGCAAGCAAGAAUAGGAAGAAGGUGAAGUUGAUGAGACUAGUGAAACUGAUAAAUGCAGACAGUGAAGGUGAUGGCAGCAAGGAAUAUGAGAAAGAUAAUCCCAAUGAGUAUGAGUGAUGUAAAGAUUAUAAGGAGAUCUUGUCCAAGAAUUUUGUAUUUUCGGAUAAAUUACUUGACCAUUACUAUGUACAAGAUACUGUAUAGAUUUGAAUGUGUGUGUGUAAUUGAAGAUAAAUUGUAUAGUACAAGUAAAAUGAAUAAUAAAUUUGAUAUUUUCAGUCAAGCCUUCAUUCACUUCAGUUUUGCUGUGGAAUGGAUGAUAAGAUGUCUUACUCGUCUUCAAAAUUCUUGGUUUGAAGAAAUGCAUGUGGUCAUGUUCCUUGUUUGCUUAUCACCAAGUGUCUACUGUAUGAGCUGAAGACUUACAUGUCUACUUAAAUGUGAAAGAACUGAAUGACAAACAUAGCAGCAUUGAAAAUGUCUUUACAAAAAUGAAUGAGAAAAAUGAAAUUGUAAAAUUUAUUUUACAAAGAAGUGUAAAUACUGUAUGGGCCAUUGUCAGAUGAUGGAGGCUGUUAAACAACAUAUUUUGGCAAAAUUAAGCCUACAUUAAAAUAAUGACAAUUUGUGAUAAUAUAAUACAAUACUGUAGCAAAUAAGAGGCUCAUUCAAAAUGAACAAAAGGGUUAUAAAAAUAAGGAUUAUGAGGAUUGUCAAGUUGUUAUACAUGCCAGAUUUUAAAAAGUUGCUACAUUUAAAAUUUUAUGGCUAUACUAUAUGUUGACUUUUAUUCGUUAGAAAAUAUUAUUUGACAGUACAGGGGAUUCUCGUCUUAUGAACGGUCUCAAAAUCUCCAUUUUAACAUUACCAUGCAGUUGCCUUGCACUGGUUCUGAAGAUCAAUGUAUCCCAUGGCCUGGUCCUUGACCAGGCCUUCUGGUUGGUGGUGUGGUCAUCUAGGCUAUUAGAUGCAGCUGCUUGCAGCCUAACUUGUAAAUCACAGCCUGGUUAAUCAGGUAUCCUUUGGUAGUACAGUAUUUGUCAGGUUCUCUUUUGAACAGCGUGAGGUCAGCCAGUUAUUCCCCUUGCAUUUAAAGGGAAAGUGUUGAAAAGUCUAGGACCCUUGAUGUAAAUAGAAUUCUCUGUCAGUGUAUGUGCUACUAAACAAACCAUUUAUGAAGUCAACACAUGAGGGACAGUGCUUAUAAUGCACUAAGUUCAUUAAUGGAUGAUGGGAUGAAGAAAAGAGUGUUUUUCACAAGUGCCUAUCCAUCAUCACAUUUUACCCUCCUCUUAGUAAUUACACCACAUUUUUCUUCAAAAAUAAUCAAAUCAGAAAAGGAUAGUUCCAUGACAAAAGGUAAACAAAAAGCAGUGUCUCUUAUAUUUGUCCCAGAAUUUUGGCCUUGUGUUGAUUUUGAUGGUCCAGGAACACUUCCCCUUCACUUAAAACAUUGCACCUAUCCUAUGAGAAAUUUGAUUUUCAGUUUUCACAACACAUCCCAUUUGUAAGUUGGGGGCUUCCUGUAUACCAAAAUGGUAAUGAAAGAGUGAAAUGACUACAUUGGGUAGUUUGGUUAUCGACAUUUGUCUUGCAAUAUCUAACAUAUUACUUUAUUUAAAUCUUAAUACUACUGUACUGUGUUGAUGAAAUAAUGGAUUAAAAUUGUCUAGUUCAGAAAACAAAAUUUGAAAUUUUUGCAUUGAAUGUGAAGACUUCAUUUUGAUGAAUCUGUGAUAAUACAUUACACAUUUUUUUUUUUACAUGCUUAGACAUUGUUACACUGUAUCAGAUAAUGUAAAGGACAUACUGUACAGUAGUACAACAUUAGUGUUAAUAUUAUUGUGUUGGAAAAGUAGUGGUGGUGAUAUUCACCUGAAGGAAAAAGACUUUAAUUCACUGUUAUGUGACUUGAUCUACUUUAAAUGUCUACAUAAAUGAAGUCUUGCCCAAGGAACCUCAGAGGAACUUUCUUUGUGUGGUGCUCGUGGGUUUUGUUACAGCAAUUUAGGCUGCAUUGUGGGUCUUUGUUGUACUGUACUAAAGAAAGUUUAAGGUUCCAAAAAUGUAUAAGAUAAUGCGUGAUGUGCUUGUAUGUUAUCUGAAUCUGGAGUACUGUAAUCCUAAUGGUGAAAUUUUAUUGAAUUCCUGGUUCACUUUUUUUUUUUUUAGUCCUCAUGUUCAAUUCCCAUAACAUAUGAAUAAAUGAGUGUAUAGUUUAGAUGAACUAUUAUGUGGAAUAUAUAAUGGUGGAUUUUAGAUCCUAAUCCAUUUUUUUUUAAUAUUUUUUGGAUGCAGAAGUUUAAGUUAAAGUUCAGCUUUCUUCUGUGAGCGCCGUGCAACUGACUUAUGUCAUGAAUAUGAAUUCAUUAUCAGGAUAAUAUUAAUUUGAACAUGUGUAGUUAACUGUAGUAAGUCAUGCUAUUAAUAACAUCUGAUAUUAUUGGUUCUCAUCCAUAUGUGGACUGUUUGUUAAACUUUAACAUCCUGACAUUAUUUUGUGCAUAUUAAUAGUAAGUACUGUACUGUAUUAACCUAACCACAUAAGAUAGGCAUAUAUCCAUGUAACAAAUUGUUUUCAUACAGCUCUUAUAUUAAAAAGCCAAUAUACUUAGCAUCUGUAUGUUCAAUUGUCAACAUACCAAAUACAUUUGACAGUCUA
Molecule: messenger RNA, 3753 nt
Organism: Procambarus clarkii (red swamp crayfish)
Lineage: Eukaryota; Metazoa; Arthropoda; Malacostraca; Decapoda; Cambaridae
Gene: Pof
Product: Painting of fourth
Molecular function (GO): RNA binding
Source: RefSeq, a predicted model, not a curated record